AUGCUCCCAUGCACUCACCCAUGCUUCCAUGAUUCUAUGCACCCAUGCAUCCAUGCAGCCCUGCUCCCAUGCACCCAUCCACCCAAUCACCCAUACUCCAAUGCACCCAUGCCCUCACCCAUGCACCCAUGCACCCAUGCACCCAUGCAUUCAAACCCUUCUCUCAUGCACCUUUCCAACGAUGCACUCGUGGACGAAUCUCCCCAUCGCUUCUCUCUCCCCCAAACCCUCCGAUAUUCCAUCUUCCUAGCCCCUCAUUCCUUUCCCUCCCCAAUCACCAAGAGGCAAAGCCCUCCCUUUCUCUCAGCCUACCACGAUUGCUUCUUCCUCUCCAAUUCCUUCUGUCCGUACAAGCAGGCACUGCCGGAGUCAUCUCACAUGUAUGACGAGGCGCAGCAUUUGUUCGCGGCACACGGUGUGAAGGUGGCGGGCACGGAGGUGGACCUCCCCGCCAUGAUGGCGCAGAAGAGCAGCGCCGUGGCUGCACUCACCAAGAACAUAGAGGUGCUGCUCAAGAAGAACAAGGUCACGUACCUCAAGGGCCUUGCCAACAUUGUGGCACCACACGAUGUCGCCGUGUCCUUGCUGGAUUCCCCAGAAGAGACCAAAAUCAUCAACGCAAGGAACAUCAUCAUUGCCACGGGCCUACCCGCCGUGCUCAAGAAGCUCGUGGUGCUUGGCGGCGGGGCCAUCGGCCUGGAGCUGGGGUCGAUGUGGGGCCGGCUGGGUGCGGAGGUGACGGUGGUGGAGCUCACGGACAGCAUCGGUGGGAGCAUGGACCGCGAGAUCCGCCACACCUUCCAGCGCGCGCUGGAGAAGCAGGGCUUUAAGUUCGUGCUGGCCACGAAAGUGGUGUCUGCGGAUGCGUCGGGGAGUAGGCGCGUACCGUACACCGACGGGCUGGGGCUGGACGAGGUGGGCGUGAAGAAGGACAAGGAGGGGCGCAUAUUGGUGGAUGGACAGUUCCAGUCUUCCGUGCCCAGCGUCUUUGCCAUCGGGGACGUUAUUUCAGGACCCAUGUUGGCUCACAAGGCCGAGGCGGCGGAAGGAAUCGCGUGUGUGGAGAAUCUGGUGGGGGCGAAAGGGUAUGAAGAGUACAGCACGAUACCGUGGAUCAUCUACACUCACCCUGAGGUGGCCAUGGUUGGCAAGACAGAGGAGGAUUUGAAGCAGUCGGGUAUGGGGUACCGCAUGGGGCAGCUCCCCUUUACGGCGAACAGUCGAGGGCGCGCGACCGGGGACACAAAGGGGAUCAGGGCUCUUGCUAACUUUUAA
Closterium sp. Yama58-4 is the source of this 1275-nucleotide messenger RNA. Lineage: Eukaryota; Viridiplantae; Streptophyta; Zygnematophyceae; Desmidiales; Closteriaceae. The record is from the annotation of a GenBank genome assembly.